AUGCAACUUACCGUCCUCUCCACCGUUUUCUUCAUCGUAUCCGCCCUCGCGGCUGACUGCUCCGGCAACAGCAACAGUCGUCUCGAAGAAUUCAAAGAAGCAUACUGGAGCGCUCGUGAGAAAAUGUGCAGCAACUCCGAUUGCACUUACCAAGCGGCUUGCACAAUCAGUACCCAGAAGUCAGUCGGCUCGUCUUGGGCCAAGACAACAGUUGUGGCUGAGCUUAAGCGUAAGAAUACUGGAGGCAAGAAGGGGUUCAAGGAUUGCUGGGAUGCUACCGAGGAUAUCAUCAACCAGUGUGUUAUUGGUAACCACCAAUUGAGUGGAACGUGGGAGUCCGAUGGUCAGCUGUAUCAGUUCAAUGGUUAUUUUGCUUAG
Molecule: messenger RNA, 378 nt
Organism: Fusarium pseudograminearum CS3096
Lineage: Eukaryota; Fungi; Ascomycota; Sordariomycetes; Hypocreales; Nectriaceae
Exons: 3
Coding region: 1-378 (125 amino acids)
Source: RefSeq, a predicted model, not a curated record